AUGGCUUCAUUGAAAGUGGCAGUCCGUGCUCGUCCGUUAAACAACAGGUGAGUUGCAGAAUUACUCUUUAAUGUUGUUUUAUUUUACUUUUAUUUCGAUGCAACUUUAGCUGAAUAUGAGCUACUUACUACUUUUCUUGCCUCAAUUUCUAUUAUUAGGGAAUUAGAGCUCGGAUCCAAAUGCAUAAUUCAAAUGGAGGGACAGAAGACAACGAUAUUCAACACGAAGGUAAUAUUUAAUGAGGAAAACUGCGAUAUUUUAAAUUUUUUUUUAAAAUACAUCCCUACACGAGUCCAACAAAAGUUUUAAGUCUUCACGACUUAGAAUGACAUCCUAGUUUCCAACAGCGCUUUGAAUAAGAUUCCAUAUUUUACUCGUGACGUGUUCAUUAUCACAAGAUCUACCAAGUUGCUUCAAUUCUUGGAAGCGGUCACGAGUAAGGUCUUGAACUUAUGUAAACAAGUUCUCUAUCUACUGUUCGAAACACCGGGAUUUAUUUUAUUUUACAACAUAAAUGACAUUUUAUCCAUUCACAAAUAAACCAGAAGAAAUUCGAUUAAUAUUGUUCCUCGUCGAAGAAAUCGGCGGGAUUUUGGUAAUGACUCUGACUACCGCGUUUCGGAAGUGCUCCGAACGUUUGUCCUCAACCGCAGUAUAUUUGAAUAAGGGCGUUUUGAAGUAUCUAGAGUUCCAGUUGAUCAUUUAUUUGUCAUCUAUUGAAGCAAAGUUCAGGGCUAGGCUAAUUUUGUAAUCAUGAAACGCGCGAUGCGUUUAUGUAUGAAAUUCAAUCCAUAAACACUCUUUGGAUUUAUCAAAACGUUGUUCACCUGACAAUAUGAGAUUCACGAAGAAACUUCAAACCUGGCAGAAACUGCGUCGCAGUGCUCGAAAACAAAGAAUAAAAGAUUUAUGUCUAAGCUAGAGCAGUGUACUUCGAAUCUGCUUGUCUGCUUAUUAUAAAGUCUAAUUGUUUUGUCGUUCAUUUCAAAGAUGGAUACCCAUGGGACUUUUUCCUGCUGUGAUUUUAAACACGCCAUUCAGUUUCUUUGCAAACACCUAGACCUUUUCAAUUUCUUUGUCUGCCAUGUUUCUUUUCUAAAUGCUAAUUUUUAGUUCUAAGUUUAUUUUAUUAAAAGUUAAAGAUAAGAAUGCACUUAGUUAUGCCCAGGUAUAGAAUAUAAUGGUUAAUAUUGCUUUUGACAGUAAUUAUUUGUUUGAGGAGAAAUUUGAGUUGCAUAUAAGGACUGGUAAUUGCUGACCUUCAUCCCUUUGUGAUACAUUUGUACAUGUGCUAAUCACACUUGGGUUCAGGUCACAUUUCAAUUUUACAACAUGGCUAUGUGAUCUGAUUUUUUGAAAAACCAUUAAUUUCAUAUACGGAGAUUUUGAGAGGAUAAAUAUCAAUUUUUAUUCCUUUCCCCUAGAUAAAAAUUAUCACACAUAGAGAUUUUGUGACAGUUAUUCCACUUUUUAACUUGCAAAAUUGUUACAAAUGAUGUCAGGGUGUCAGUGUGAUUGAUGUCUAAAAUUCCUGAGUGUCUAGAAUUAAAUUUGAUUAUUAAGUGUGAAUGAAUAGUUUUUUUCAUGGCUUGAAAUUGUUUCCUUUGCCACGACAGAGGGCAAUCCUGAAAUAUCAGUUAACUUUACCCUUUGACUCCCAGAAGUGAUUGACAUACAACUUUUCUCUUAGAUAUAUAUAUAUAUAUAUAAUAUAUAUAUAUAUUAUCCAGCAAAUAGGUAAUGAGAAUACUUAGAUUUAUCCUAUCAAAGUUGUCAUCUUGAUCUAACAUCAAAUUCUUGUCACUAAUUUACAUGGAAAAGUGUAACAGUUAGAGAGGAGAAUUAACAAUCAGAUCUUGGAGUUAAAGUGUUAAUGCAUCUUAAAUCUUAAAUCUAUACCAGAGUCAGUAUAUUUAUUUGGUGAUCUCACAAAAUUUUCCUUGCCUUUUGAUCCUAAUUAUUUCUGGUGGUGAAUAAUAGUUCAUGCUUUAUACUACUUACUCUCAUGAAUGAAGGUUAUCUUUCAACUGGAUUUUGAGCAACUGAAGGGCACAGGGGUGUUGCUACUUCCUGUUUAUACAAGUUGUAUAGAUCAUCCUUUCUGCCCCUCCUGUCGACCCUUCCAAUCCUCCCACCCCCCACCCCUUUCAUAGUUGUUCGUCAUGUUUCCCUAGCCAUUUACCACUACCCAUUUAUACUCCUGGGUGGAGAGAGAGGGGGAAUAUUAGGGUAAUAAGUGUCUUGCCAAAGAAAAUAAUACCAUAAUCUGGACUGGACUCAAGGGCUGACCUCUCAACCUGGCCGCAGUUGUUCUCACUACACUGUUUAAACUGUCUAAACAUUUGAGUGACACAGGUGAUAUAUGUUUUAUAUUCCCCAGUUUUUUCUGAUUAUCAUUUACUUGAUGUAAUGCAGACUUAAAAGCAGCUGAACAUUACUUUUUAUUUUGAUUAGGAAUGAUAGCAUUCCAAAUGGUAGAUUGCAUGUAAAAUGAAUUUAUGGUUGGGAGAAGCAUUUCUUGCAGAUAUGUCUAAAUGAGGAAAACCAAGAAUAGACAUUAUUAUUUGGUGACUCUGAUGUAUCUUCAUAGUGAAAUAAAUAUUUGGAAAAGUUAAUAUUUUUUUGUGCCAUUUAAGCUGUAUGGUGAGGUUGGAUUGGAAGGAGACAAGUCAAGAGAUAUCAAGAAGGAAUUUAUCUUUGAUUUCUCCUAUUGGUCGGCUGACUCUAAUGAUUCACAUUUUGUUUCCCAAGAACAGGUAUGUGCAAAAAGUUUGAAAUUGAUAUUUUAGGAGGACACACUGUGUGAUCAAACAUGCAUGGGUUUGUCAAUAUGGCAAUGACCAAGAUCAGCAUGAAAUAUAUUUCAAUUUAAUGUUAGUAAUGACGGCCACAUUAUGAAAUUUUGAACUUUGGUGUAAACCUUAGAAAAUAUAAAUGACCUUCAACAAUUCAGAAACCAUUUAUCAAAAGUUCUAUGACAUACGCACUAUCACCAAUAUUAUAUUAGCUUCAUAACUGUUAACAUGUAGAGUAACUUUCUUUUUUUGCAGGUUUUCAGUGACCUUGGUCAGGGAGUUUUGGAAUCAGCAUUUGAAGGUUAUAAUGCUUGUUUAUUUGCCUAUGGUCAAACAAGUGCUGGGAAAACUUACACCAUGAUGGGAACAAAUGUAAGACAAUUAUGCUUAGCACAAAUAUUUAACUCUUUACAAUUACUCAAUGCUAAUCAAUAUGUAACAGUUGUACAAUAUUAUUUAAUGAGUUCAAGUGUGUUCUAAUAUAGAAAACCUGUUUUAAAAAGAGUUUUGCGUUAAUUCCCACUUUAAAUACCCUUAACCAUAUAUUCAAAUGAAAGCCUUUCAACCCAUGAGAUACAUACUGUUAUAAUAUUUAAUAUUAAAUUUGAAUAAAAACUAGGAUUAAAAUGAUAAUAAAUGCAUUCUGGAGUAUACUCUCUUUAACAAGUCUCCCCUCCCACUCCUACCCCACUGCCCUGGAAACUGAUACACUCCACCCCUCCCUGGUGGCUUUUUAGAGCACUUUUAGCAGUUCUGUUCAGAUUAUUUAAAUUUAUGUCUUGACAUUCAAAAGUCAUUAUGUUGUAAUGACAGAAAGGUUUUCUUAAGUUAUUAACUCUAUAAGAUUUUUUUAUUUGAUUUAACAAUUUUUUUAUUUGUAGGAAGAAGUUGGACUCAUUCCCAGAAUCUGCAAGGUAAUUGUAUUAUGCUUAGGGCUCUAUUGAUUUUAGAUUUCCACUUGAGAUCAUUAUAAAUGGAUUAAAUUUGAUAUAGGGUUUAUCAAUAGAAACAAAAUAACUCUCAGUUAUAGACUGGAAAUAAAUGGGGUAAGUUUUUAAAGAAACUGUGAUGCUGUGUUGGUAGGGCAGAAUAACAAGAUGAAUUUAAUAAUUGAUAAAUUGGUCUCCAUAAAUGUUUUGUAAGGCUGAUGUUUCAGACAUUAGUCCUUCAAGGAUGUAUGACCAAAUUCAGCCGAUAUGAGACCUCAUUAAACUGUGCCAAAAAAUGAAAGUCCAUACAAGUUAACUGCUUUUGAUUCCAGUUUUUGCAUCUGACUCAGGCCAGGGGGGGCACAAGAUUAAUCAGAGAGUACACCACACUUAGGCCUGAGAAAUUUAACAUCUGUAUAAUAUUCUAUUCUUCACAGGGAUUAUUUGAAUACAUUAGCCAGAACACAUCUCUGAGUUCAUCAUUCAGAACUGAAGUGAGGUAAGCAUUGACUUACUGAUAUCAUUUAACACUUUAAUCUCUGAGAGUGACCAGCAUCUAAUUUCUUCUUUCUAUAUCAGCCCUAAAUCAAACAUUAAGGCCAUGAGAAUAAAGGAAAUGAUAUUCAACUGAAGAACCUCUUGAUUGUUAAACAAAUUCUCCUUGCCAGUUCAUUAGUAAAUGUAAAGUGAACAGUAUGGAGAAUAUGCAUACUGAUGUUAAGGUGCAAAGGGUUAAACUUCAAUCCUAAUUAUCAAUACUGUAUUCGGAGUUAUUUAUCCCAUAAGACACUUUUUCUGCCUGCCCCCCUCCCCACCCCACCAUGCAAACAAUUUGCAUCAUUGUUGUUUUUUAUUUCUCUUGCUUUACAAAGAUUGUUGAGCCCUGAAAAAAAUUAAGAAAAAAAAUUGGGAGGGGGCAGGGCAGGGGGGGAAGGGGAAAGAAUGUACAUAUGCAGGAAAUUAAAAGAUUACCACACUCAUACUCAAUUAUUGUGUUUAUUGAACGAGUAAAUUUGCCUUUUAUUGUCGUUGCAGCUAUCUUGAAAUUUAUAAUGAACAUGUCCGUGACCUGUUGAGGCCGCAGAAGUUGAAAAAGCUUCCUCAGCAGAAUUUAAAAGUGCGUGAACAUCCUAAAGAAGGGCCGUAUGUGGAAGGUAACAAUUAACACACAUUAUUCACGUUCAUUAAAUUGCGUUAAGUUGUUUACAUUGAAUUAAGGCUAUAUUAAUGAACUCUCUUUGUUUUUCACUUUCUGCAGGGUUGACAAAGCAACAUGUUUCUGAUUAUGAUUCAAUUGAAGUUCUUAUGGAACAAGGGAACAGGCUAAGGUUUGUACAUUAAGGCUAUUGGGGUUAAUCUGCUAUUUCAAGCAACUUAUCUCGAAGAUAUUUACCCCAGAAAAAAAUUCAGGCUUUUUUCACCAAUUGCUAAGCUCUGCUAUAUACGUUUUUACAAUCGUGAAUUUCACUUAUCACUUACUUUGACUGACCGCUGACGAACAAUUGUAGGCUGUGAAUAGCUGUUGUUUGUGGUCUCAGUGGUAGUUAAUUUAACAGCAGGAAGCGUGAAUUUCAGGCCUAUCACUGACUUUGACGGACCUAUAAUUGUAGGCUGCGAGUAGCUGUUGUUUGUGGUCUCAGUGGUAGUUAAUUUAACAGCAGGAAGCGUGAAUUUCACCUAUCACUGACUUUGACGGACCUAUAAUUGUAGGCUGCGACUAGCUGUUGUUUGUGGUCUCAGUGGUAGUUAAUUUAACAGCAGGAAGCGUGAAUUUCACCUAUCACUGACUUUGACGGACCUAUGAUUGUAGGCUGUGAGUAGCUGUUGUUUGUGGUCUCAGUGGUAGUUAAUUUAACAGCAGGAAGCGUGAAUUUCACCUAUCACUGACUUUGACUGACAAACAAUUGUAGGCUGUGAGUAGCUGUUGUUUGUGGUCUCAGUGUGGUAGUUAAUUUAACAGCCAACACAGAAACAAGCCAGCUAAAAACCUGUCACAGCGAACCGACAAAGGGCUGAUGCUUGAAACGUUAGCUGUUAGGAAAUUCUUCACGAUGGCCGAUUUACACUAACAACUCAGACGAUAAAACCAAAUUAUCGUACUUGUCAAUCAGUUCAUUUUACCUCACUUCUACAACAGUCAGAUAUUUUUUCAAAGUUUUUUUAAGGAAUGAGAUAUAGCCCUGCCAGAGACCUUUCUGUUACAUGAAAAUAUCCUCUUGUUAACUGUGUAUUUUCUCUUUCAGAGCAACUGCUUCAACAAAGAUGAACAAUACUAGCAGUCGUUCACAUGCAAUUUUUACAAUCAAAUUUACUCAGGUAGAGAAGAAAAUCACAAGAAUUUACACAAAGACUUAACCAACUAGGACUAAAUUUAUUAUUAAUUUUGUUGUGAUUGUAUCAAAUAUUUUUCAGGCCAGGUUCAUGGGAGAUAUGCCCAGUGAAACGAUAAGCAAGAUACACUUAGUAGAUCUGGCUGGCAGGUUUGUCUCUCUACAUAUCUCCGUUCUUUUUCUUCAGGUGCAAGUAGUAAAUGUUCCUCUAACUUAUAACUUGUCUUGGUUUCAUUUUCUAGUGAGCGAGCUAGUUCAAGUGGCGCUGCCGGUGAAAGGCUUAAAGAAGGAGCGAAUAUCAACAAGUCUCUCGUAACAUUGGGGAUUGUUAUUUCCACUCUUGGUAAACAAAUCGUUCUUUUCAUUUUUGCAUAAAUGACAGGUCUUAUCAGGCAGUUCUUUCAUUGGAAUGCAGAACUUUCGCCAAGAAAUCAUCUUCUAUUUUCAAUGACUCUACCAGACUUCGCGUAUCAAAAUUUUUAAUGCCUGUUAGAGAAUUCGCCAUAACUUAAUCUCUCAUCAGCAGCAACAAAACCGGCUUUAUGGUGGUAAAUUUACCUAACUGUACUUUUCUUUUAGCGGAAAACUCUAUCAAUGCAUCUUCAUCUGGAUUCAAGCGCCCUUCAUUCAGGAAGAAACUGUUCGUACCUUACCGUGAUUCUGUCCUCACGUUUCUCCUCAAGGAUAGUUUGGGCGGAAACUCUAAGACCGUCAUGGUUGCAGGUUGGUUUCUUAUGGGGAAGAUUUGAUUUUGUUGUUAAUUUUGCAUUCCUUUGUGUGCGAUCAAUUUGUAAAUGAAAGUUUGUUUUUGUUCAGCCAUUUCUCCUGCUGAAUGCAACUACGGUGAAACGCUCAGUACUUUGCGGUAUGCGCAUCGAGCAAAGAGCAUCAUCAACAUGCCGACAAUAAACGAGGUAAACACUUCCUAAGUUACGGUUAGUUUGCAUAUUUUAUGGUGAAGGGUUGUUUAAUAUUUUGAAGCAAGUCACCGCGCAGGCAAUAGUAAGCGCAAAGAAUCGUGCAGCUUUUUCCAAGCGCGGGAAACCAAGCAGCUCAUGCAAAUAACUAUUGCCUUUGGGCAGGGUGGAGAGUGGUUCCACUCUCUCUUCACCCAGCUUGGGGCUGGUGAAAAUUGCUAGAAAAUCACUGCGGCUGAUCGAAGCCAUCACUUGCCAACGUAUUUUCCUCGCAUACUUGAGUUCAGCUUUUUUUGAUAUUGAAAGUAAAGUUGUUUCACUCGGGCUCCCAUAGAAUAGUUGAGAAGUUUCGUUUUCAUAAAUUCUAAGAUUUUUUAAAUUCUUUACUAGGAUCCGAACGUCAAACUCAUCCGGGAACUUAGAUCUGAAAUCGAGCGUCUCAAAGCCCUCAUACGAACUUCCGGAACGGGCGAUGAGGUAAGUUUAGCCACUCUUCGUGAAUCAUUCUUAAUGAUACCAGCAUUGUUCAGUUUUUGACGCUAAUUCCUUAUAUUUUCUGUCAGAAAAAGUCCUUAAAUGACCCCAUGAAAGUCAAUCAGAAACUUCAAGAAAAUCAGGCGCGCGUCGAACAGCUGACGAAAGACUGGACCGAGAAGUGGAAGGAGGCAAAAUCGAUCAUGCAGGUGGGUGGGGAGGGGUCGGUUAGAUUUGUAGGGAGCUGUCUGGCUUUGAUAGCGAGGUAAUUAGAUCUUCUAUGAACUCGACAGUGUGUUUUGUUCUUUUUUAAAGUGAAAAUUAAAAAAACUAGGCGAUUACGUCGCGAGGAUUAACGAUCAUUUUGCGUUUUAUUUUUAUUUUUUAGGAGAGCGAGUUACAGCUUCGGCGUCACGGAUCAUGCGUGGUUCUCGUUGAUCUGGAGCUCCCUCACUUGGUUCGCUUGGAGGAGGAUCCACUCAGAACAGAGAUAAUGCUGUAUCGUGUUAUGGUAAAAAAAAAUAACUGUGUGCAAAUCAAGACAAAAUAAAUUUUUCUUUAUAAAGUUGACGCUUUGAUUGUCAGCCCAAUUAAACUGUGGAAAGGCAACAGGCCCAAUUUUCUACGCCAAAUUGAUUUUGUUUCUCCUGGAAUAUUAUUUUCUGUAGCAUGGAAAAACACAUAUUGGACGAGAAGAUGCGCCAAACCCGCAAGAUAUCGGUAAGUCCACGAUAUUAGACGAUGUAAACGCGUGUAAUGAGAUUUUUGCGUUAUUCGCUAACAGUUCUCUCGUCUGCUUUGCAGCCAUUCAGUUAUUAAAACCGAGUUCUGUGAAAAAUGCCAUGUUUAGAGGUAAACCAUCUAGAUGCUGAUGUUACUUUUCCUUUUUCCUAGUUCUUGAAGGCGAAGAUAUCGACAAAGAACACUGUGUGCUGGAUUUUGUCAAAGGGCGAGUCACGUUUGAGCCGAUUUCUUCAUUGUGUUGGGUAAACGGGGUGGCUGUGUCUCAGCCAACGAAACUAAACCAGGGUAAGUUGAAUUUGUUCUCCUGUGAAACAUCUUUGAGGAUUUUGUCUGUGAUCAAAAUCCCGCCGAGCUGAGAGCUUCUUUUUUUUAGGUUAAUGUAAUUCGGUCGCAUAUUAAGGAAAUACUAGAUUUUUUCCCAUUAUAUUUUUGUGUCUGUAAAUUUCUUCAUCUCCAAGUAGAAUUUUCUUGUUGAUCAUUGUUUAAGCAGUGAUAUUUAAUUAUUGUAGAGUAAACGAAACCAAGCACUGCACAUCAUUUCUCGUAGGUGAUGUUAUUGUUCUUGGCAAGAGCGAUGUGUUCAAAUUCAAUUUUCCAACCGAAGCGGCAAAACUGAGGGAAAAACGGCGCUCUGCUCUGUACACCACGGUGAGUUUUUCUCCCUAUAUCCGAUGGCUGAUUGUCCUCUCUGGCUGCUGCACAUAUGCUAAAAAAUGAAGGGCUUAACAUCAAAAAAAAAAUACACAAUCACGUAAUCGCACCAGCUGUAGAGCGAGACCAUUCCCGCGCGAACACGUAAGAGGACUGCAAGAAAGAAGGAACUCGUGCGCUUUCUUGGAAGAAACGACAGAAUCGUAAUGGUCUUUCUUUUUCUCCCCAGGAAUCGACCGAAUCUUUGACUAAUUUACAUACUUCACCUGUCCGUGGUAGUCAUGGAGACCUGAGUGUGAGAUCCGAUUCCUCUUCACCGAUGACUUUGGACUCUGGGUACGAAGUUUAUUCCAUGAAUCUUGCAAGCUUGUUUAUAUUAAACAUUAAAAUCAAGAGAGGGGCAUCGAGAGAUAACUCAUCAUCACUCUAAUUUCUUUCAGUGUUGAAAUCGAUCUUCCGGGGCCAGAUUCUUUAGAGGAAAUAAAGUAAGUUGAAUUAGUUUCUUUUAAAUUCAAUCUCGCCUAAAUUCUCAUUUUCCUUAAUCGGCUGGUCUGUGAUGACCAUGCCCAUCUGAGCUGUGUUACUGCGUAAUAUUCUACAAUCUCUUACGUUAAUCAGCAGAAAUUAAAAUGAAUGAGAGGACGGAGGGAAACUGUUGAAAAAUAUCCUCCUCUCUAACGCACCCCUCCUCCGAGGAAGGGAAACUUUGAAAUUCCUUUUUAAUUUUUUUUUUGUAUCAAAAUGUGAAUAGUUGUAGUUGCCGGGAUUUCUUACGCCAGGGCGAAACUAGCUGUUCAUCUAGGCUGUACCUCUAACGGUGUACAUCGCUAUUUAUUUUUGCAGAAAUCAAGUGACAGAUUUAAUCGCCAGACACAAAGAAGCAGAAGUCAGGCGGCUGGAGAUAGAGAAAACCUUCCAGACUGAAAUCGAUAACAAGCAGAAAGAGAUUGACAACCAAAAAGAGCAUAUUCAGACAUUGCGCGAGAUUCACGAUGGAAAAUCGCAUAAAGCGCGCGAGGAUCUGGAAGAAGUUCGACUUAACAUGGACAAGAAGCACGAGGAUUCGAGGAAAGAGAUUGAGAAGCAGCUGGAGGAUCUGUUCGAAAUGAAACUUAAACAGUGUAGAGAAGCCGAAGAAGCCGCGGAAGAAAUAGCAAAAGAGAGGGAAGAAGUGGCUCGUUUUAUGGAGGGCGAAUGGCAGAAGGUUGUUCAAUAUGAAAUGAAAUUGGCUGACAUUGAGCUGCACCGGCGGAAAUUGAUUGCUCAAGCAGAGAUCGAACGAGUCCGUCAAGAGGAAUUUCAUGCGUUGGAGAUGGAGAAUGAUUUAAAAGGAUUGGAAGAACAACAAGUCGAGUUGUUAGAGUUACAAGAGAAACUUGAAAUAGCCAAGGCUGAAGCUGAGGGUGAAUUAAAUCGAGAUAAACUGACCUUAGACUCGACUCUUGCCGAAAAUUUAGCCGAACUCGACGAGUUAGAACAAAAAAUCCAGCUAAUAACAGAAAAACACGAUCAGUAUAUGACUUUCCUAGACGAUUCAGUGGGCUCGGAGGAAAAUUUUGACGAAAGAACAGUUACCAAGGUUGACUACAGUGACGCGACACGGAGAAUUUCAGACGCUGGUUUGACAUCUAAAACUGUAGCUUUGGACUUGCGGCAACGCAGACGAGCCAGUUGGAAUUUUCCAUCCAGAAAAUUGUCUGUCUCAGGGGGAGCUAACGAUGACGCAGUAACACAACAACUGCAAAGAUUGUUUGAGCUUAAAAACGAAAAAGAGGAGAUAAUCGAAAAGACACGCACUGAAUUAACGCGUGAGAUCACAAAUGUCGAGUUCUAUGGACGGCAAAUUCUGGAAAACGAGGCUAAAAUAACUGAACUCGAAGAAAUGUACAAAACAUCUCGUCAACAACACGCAGAGAAAAUUCGUCUAUGUUUGGAAAGCUUAAAAAUUAAAGAAGAGCAAGACAUUGCUUUGGUAGACCAAGAUCGUGAACGUUAUGUGGAACUUUUGUGGAAGGAGUAUGGCGAGAUUGAAAGUUUAAUUUCAGAGACGUUUGAAUCUUUGAAUUCCAGCGAUACGCUGGAAGGGGAAACAACAAGCGAUGUCAGAGUAAAUGAUGAAAAGAAACUCGAAAUUCUAAAUUUAGUGAAGAAAAGAUUAAGGCAAAUUGGUAGCGACGAAGAUGUCUUAUUCCUUGAAUACGUCGCUAAACGAGCUCACUUUGAGAAAGAUGAAGACAGAGUUCACGAGCAGCAAAGAAAGAUCUCAGAGAAGAUGAUGGAUGGUAUUAAAGAGAAAGAAGUCGCUCUGCUGAAACUGUCAGGACAAAAGGAACGGUUCCAUGUGGAAAGAGCCAGAGAAAGGCGACUAAUUACUUCGCGUAUAGGAAGGCUGUCUCGUGUGAAGUCAUCUGGUGAUCUGCACAAUGAAGAGGCACUGGAAUUCUUUAAGGAGGAGGCGAGAAAACUUCGAGAGACGUUCGAGAAAGUGGAAGAAAGUGAAAUGAGGUAAGGAAGGAUUUAAAAGAUCUUAAAUUAUCACGUUCAUGCAGCUUUAAAGUCGUGCGCAACGUUUUUCAAAAGAAAAUCAGGGCUAAUUUCUAGCUCGAAUAAAUGAGAGCCUGUGUUGUUGGUGCUUAGGUGAGUGGUCGUAUUUGCAUGAAACACUUUUUCGGUAAAGGGGACACAUCAUAAAAAAACAGGGCCUUGUAGUGCCUUCACGCGCGCCUUAUCAACUCGCCUUCUGUUGGAACGUCAGGGGUUAAAAUCCACCCAAAAUAACUUACAUUUUUCGGUCGAACUACGUUCGUGACAAUCCGUAAAAACCUUAGUUCGUUUAGAGGCUGUCACUUUUGUUCAUUUGAGUCUAUUAUAGCGGAGCUCGCAAAAAAAUAGUAGUAACCCAUCAAGCCGAAAAAAUUUGGAUGUACGACCGUACGACCGUACAAGGUGCUACUUUUAACAUGCGUGGUCAACUGUACUGUUCAGUAGUCCAGUGGUCAGUGCACUGGGCUCCGAGUCGGACGACCCAGGUUCUAGUCCUGGCCGGGGUAAGGCGUUGUGCCCUUGAGACGUGCGGGAAAAAAAAUGGGAGCUCCGCUUUUAGGCUUGGCUAAAUCUAUAUAUUAUUUGACGUGGGUAGGCUUCAAAAUGAGCGGCGGGAGAAAGAAAAUAUCCAUCUGCAGCUGGAAGAAGCGCGAGCAAAACUACGAACCAGCGAGGAGGACAGAGAGGAAUGCGAGGAGAGACUUAAGGAUCUGGAAGAACAAAAACUUCAAAAAGAGAAAGAAAUAUCUGAUUUGAAGAGGCAAAUGGAGGAAGAGAAGCAAAGCUAUUUGGAUAAUCUCAAGUAAGAAUUGCUUAGUUGUCUCCUUCCCAGAUAUUUUCUUUCCCCUAAGGGUGGGAGGGGCACAGCUACCAGAUUAGGCAUUAGCGUGCAUAGCCUUAACCAAUCAGAAACGUAAUGCUACAUCUUCAGUGCAAUUACUUAUGCCCAGUCUCUUGCAGAUGAAGAAUUGAAGGCACGUUAAUAGAAUCCAGAAUUCAUAAUUCAGAAAUUUGCCAAAUAAUUUUUGAGACAAAGAAAAUAAACGUUACUGAAAUAACGGAAAAACUUGUGUUCAAUUGCUGGAUGACCUCAGUCAUCAGGCUCUGUGAUCUCAGUAAUAAACCCGAUUCUGGAAAUUGAAGUAUUGGUUUGGACAAAACUGGAAACAAUUGACAAAAAUAAGUACGCAAAAAUAUGUGCGAACCCGGCAUGAUAUCUUACUUCGUGUUGAAUUAAAAAGUUGCAUUCUUCACCGCCCAAGAUUCUCUGUUGGUUACCAAUCACCACUAAUGUUUUUCUUUGCAGAACUGAAGACUACGAAGUGAUAGAAAAACCUCUUGGUAAGUUCAUUUUGGCUUGGUCAAAUCUCAACAAAAUGAUAUGAAAUUCUCGCUGUGCGAAAUUAUUAAUGUAAACUAUUUUACAUCUGCUUGCAGUAAAUCGGCUUCACAUUAAAUUUCGUAUUCUUGGUAACCACGCUGCGGCAGAGGUCUUAAAAGAGGUAGGUCACGGAUUGAUGCAUAGGUGUUUAUUGGUCAGAUGUCGAAUUAUCUCUACGUGAGCAAUACAGGUUCCUUGAAUAGUUUGUGUCUUACUCAGAAGACAUCCUUUUAUUGUUGAUUUUUUUGUUCGACAAGUUGUCUGUUUUAGGCAUCGACAAGGUUCGCACAGCCCUGAUUUCCCAAAAGAGAACAGAAUUUUCAAAAUUGAAAAUGGGAAUAGUAUGUGAAGUGGAGGCAUAGCCUCAUGAAAUGAACAGUAAGUUCUCAGUUACAAGGUGUGAAUGUUUUAAAGGUAGCCCAAUUUACCAAAAUAACCUUCUCUUGAAUUAGUGCGAUCGGACUACUAUUAAUUUUGGGGCAAACUUUCGACAACUGCGUUUCUGUUCAGAUCAUGUUACAUGAAUCAUAACCUUGAGUCUUGAUGGUGAAAGUACAGUUUUGAUAAAUUCCAAAAAUUAUUCAACUUUCGCGCAGAAAUGAAUACGAACCCUGAAAAUAAUUGGUGAUAAUGCAAGGAAAAAUAUCAAAGAACGUUUUUCUUUUUCAGGCCCUACUUGCUUCAGGUCUUCCCGAGAUGAUCAGAACGGCACCGGUAUCUCUUAGGUCUCCACAGCGUCUGACAAACGACUCUUCUCACGGUGGAUGGACGUAAGAGCUAUUUUUUUUUUCGUGUUUGAUUGCAAUGAAUAUUCUCCUGUCGAGAUAUAGAUUUGGGAUUCGAAUUUGCAGCGCUUUCAAAUAAGUGAAAAAGCCUCACAGGUGUUCGUUCAAAAUGGAAAAAAAUUGUCACGAUUAAAGUGUUACUAUAGUAUCACUUGAAAUUAUUACGUUGUUUGUGGGCUUUUUUGUCACUCUUUGUCCCAAAUAUCCUUCCAAAUCAACCGAAUGUUUUCAGCCAUCAACAACUUAAGAACUGCCGGACGUUUUAAUUUAUAUACUUAAAAGUAUUUAUUCGAUUUCGUAUGAAGCUGGUGCCAGUGUCCUGAUUUAUUCAGUUUCAGGCAAAUUUUAAUGAUUAUGACUUGUGUGUCUCUUUUAGGUUUCACAGUAUUCAGAAAGACGUCACUAUCGUGCGGAAAAGGGAAGAGUGCAGUGGCAGUCUUCUACACUGGUAAGAGUUCUGUAGCUAUUGAUGAGUGAAAGAAUAGAUAACGGACAAAAAAUACGUGGUAGUUUGAUUCUCUCUUUUUAGCUCAAGACUUGGCAUCUUUCUUACUCCAUCUCCGGAACUGUGUGUUAAUUUUUCAGUUUUAUGGGGCGAGGAGUCAUCCCGGCACCACCGCCGACCGUGUGGGAGGCAGUCAAGAACCCGCUGUCCAGAUAUAUUUACGACAGCAUGCUCAAGGUAGACAUGUCGUGCAUCAGUUCAGAUUUAAUAAUUUAAAUGACACAAUCGUGAAACUAUAAUAUAUAUAUAUAUAUAUAUAUUUUUUUUUUUCCGCUGAGGGAAGCUUACCUUGUUUUAGCGAUCUACGCCUCAAAUUGUGUGUGUGUUUCUUUUUUCAAUUUUUUUGCAGAAAAUAAAUAUUGUAGAGCAUGUGGAAGAAGGACUGAAAGCUGGUGAGUUUAGGCAUUUUUAUAAGUGUUAUGUACGUCAAAACAAUAUUCAUUCAGUGCUCGAAUCAUUUUUGAAAAGUUUGAAACAAAAAAACGGUUGAAAGCAAAUCAUUUUCGACAUUUAACUAACGUUAUCAAAUCAGAAAAUGAAGCGGAUUAGAAAUUUCAAGAUGCUAGAUAAAAUAACAAAAUGAAAAACCAGUGAAAAUGUAGAAUGUUUAUUAAACAGAGCGUCGCAUAAAUUGCAGUAGCUUGGCUGUUUUACCAUUAACCUGUGUCUCAAACUCCGAAUCAUUCCUGUUUAGAUAUGUUGAACGUCGAAACUUUGUCUUUGCUUGACGUUUAAAUUAUUUUAGGCAAUAUUUAAUCGCAGUAUUUUACAGCCAAAUGUUUCAACGAGUCGCUCCUUUUUCUGUCCACUUGACAAAUUGUUAGAAUUAUACUGUUGAGAAUUUACGUACUGAUCUUUCCUAAGAGACAAAGAACCAGUUAUUUACACGUGGGAUACCCAAACCGCGGUUUUACACAAGCGGUGGGCCUUAGGUAUUUUCUAUAGGAGGGUUGAUUCAAUUUAGUAAAUGUCCUUCCACUUUUAGAAUUCAGCCCCCUAGACACUGAUCACAAAAUUGAAUGUUCAGAUAAAGGAGACAGAUCAAUUGAAAAUAGUUUAGGGCGCGGUUCGUUAAACAACGGCUGAACUUUGACCCAAUAAUAACCGACCCAAAGGGUUUGCUACUGACGUAUGAUGUUUGUUUGUCACAGUGUAUAUGCUUCAUGAGACGUCUCAGUGCUUUAUGACACAUUCACGCGACUUCUGCUACGUCUCUAAAGAACGCGUUGAGGUAAGUUGAAUCAAACCCUUAUCAUAACGUGGUUUUUAUGAGAUCACAAUUGUUGUGAUAGUGUGUUGCUUUAAACUAAUGCACGGGCUAUUAUUUAUCAGGAGGUGGGUGUUGUUUCGGAAUAUUACGGUUGUGUCUCGACAGAACUUACUUUGCAUCCCUAUGAGAAUCUGUAAUACUCUUUUGAUCUCACCUUCGUUUCGAUUUUCUUAUAUACUUGUACUCUGAUUCCCCCCCUCCGUUUUCCCUGAAAACCAUGUGAUCCAAAAAUCCUCCAAACCCCCCCCCACUUCUGCGAUAAAUAAUGAACCUUACCUAAAACGUCAGAAAACCAAACCUAAAGUGUGAUGAAUGUGGCGAAUUAGGGCAAUAUUGCAAGGAACCAAUGAGAACUCAAUGUAAAGAGAAACAAAAUCCUAAAGCGCGGGAAAACGCGGAUGACCAAUUCGCGAUUCGUUUGAGAUUUGCAUUAAUUGUUCGCGCGGGGGCGUAAGGUUCAUAGUCUAACUAAGGAUUAAAAGUAGUGUGUAUCUGUUGCAAUCCUUGAUUACUUUCGACAAUGAACUGAAAAUGGCGCCGUUGUACCAAUUUUGUUUUUUCGUCUUUUCUGUUUUAGGGUGACAAGUACGUGCUUGCAUCUCAGUCGAUUGAGCAUCCAAAGUGUCCUCUGUCACCUUCAAUCAUUCGGGGACAGGUUGGUGAUAAGAGCCCAGAUGUUUAAUUACGGGAACUAAGAACCUGGAUUGGGACCAGACUCCCUCUGUGAAGAGUUACUUUCGGAGGGGGGGGGGGGGCAGAUUCGUUCCGUUCUCUGUUUUGCAGAGGGGUAACACUAGAAUGGAUAACUAUGAAUAUUUCCGUCACUUGUGGGGAAAACAAUAUUUUUGUUGAAGGUUUUCUUAUCUUGUCCAGUAACCAAUGUGGAAAAUAUCCCAGACAAGAAAAAGCAUUCUACGAUUAUUAAGCUAUCUUUCUUGAAUGUUCCAGGGCAAAUAACGUAACAUUAUCAUUUCUUUUCAUAAAAGAUUAUGUCCAGUGGAUGGAUUGUAGAACCGUUACGUGUUGAAGGACAAGAAAUGUCUCUGGUGUGGUACAUCACCAAGGUAAUUUCUUACUUUUUAAUUAGUUUCACUCUCACUCUAUGGGAGACCCAUCGCCCAAAUGUUCAGCGCGCCUUACUCUGAAUCAGAUCCAAGCCUGAACUAUUUCCAGUUUUUAGUUGAGGUGUGUUUUUGCGUAAGACGCUAUCUUCUCACCAUGCCCCUCUCCAAUCAGGAGUACGGAUGGGUAGCGAUUUACAGUCAGCGCAGCUAGGAUGAUGCGAUGCGACAAGCAUUCCAUCCAACAGGAACAACACUACGCCUAGUCACUGAGUGCCACAGAAACUGACUGCCUUUAGCACUGAGAGGUUUAAUUUAUCAGUGUAGCUUUGCUUUCUACUUAUUUGAAAUUUUCUGUCUUCAGGUUCAUCUUGGUUCUUCUACGCUACCCUGGCGACUGAUCGACCUACUAUCCAAACGCCAGCCCCUCAGUAUUGCGUUCUUACGGAGCUACUUAACACCUCCUUGAGAAUGCUGAUUAAUGACAGCGCACGGCACCAUUAGAAGUAAAGAUGGCCGCUGGAGUCAAGAUAAGGAACUCUUGCAUAUUCAGAGAGAUGAGUGUGUGUAUUUCAGGAGAAAAAAUUAACUCUACGUGUAGUGUAAGUCUGUUUAUCUCAGUCAGAAUUAUUGUGUUUACCUGCUUUAAGAAAAAGACAUAACAAGAGUGUUAUUGUGUGCAGCAGCUUGUUAAUAUAAAUCGAUAAAUGUCAUUAGAUUCACUGCAGAAGACAUUUGAAGCAUAGGCUUUGAACGUUUAAAGCAGUUUUCAACUGGGUGUCGAAAAAUCAACCCAAACUAAUCACGGCAUCCAAUCAGAAGAAAGCUUUUAAACAUUGUAAGUAGCCAAUGAGAACGAGUGACUCACUCACGAUUGUUUGUUUGUUUGUAGUUUAGGAUCUGAUUGGUUGAGAGAAUGGCGCGAGUUUUCUCGACCAAUCACAGAGAAGAGUUAAGUAAAAAGACCAAAGCAAUUCCAGAUGUCUUUCGACACUCAGUUGAAAAUUGUUCUAUAGUGUUAAAAAUAACAGAUUGAAAACAAAUAGGAGUGUAAAACACUCAAAUAUUUAGUCCAAAUUGGAAUAUUUUCUUGUUCACUUGCAUGUUUCAUUAUGAUGAAGGAGUAUUUUAUCUAAGGAUAAAAAAGAAAUAAAUAAAAAUUUUUUGUAAUAGGACAAAUUAAUUAAUAUUUUGGGGAAGUAAGACACAUUUAGAAAUAGUUGGUGAGUUUAGAAGGAGCUUUCUCGCGAUUUUAAAUGUAUGGAGGAUAAUCGUGUUCUAGUAAUUUUGAUGUGCUUUUGUCAGUUUUCUAUGCUUUACAGCCAAUUACAAAGAGCUGGGCAUUUAGAGGGCUGAAUUAAGAUGUUUUUGAACGGGAACACUUGUGAUGUAAUUGUAUUUCUGUGCCAGUGGGAUAAGAUAAAACUAAAUCGCACAAAAUUAAAAAGAUGCAAAUCGCAUAUGAUUGUGUGGCGAUCUGAUUGGUUAAGUGGUUUAAAAAGUCAACAAGGAUUUAUUAAGCUUAGUCUUUGCGCCCAAUUUAGAACUUAGUUUAUUGUUGACGCGAACGGCAAAGAGGUUUACCUUUUCAGAUUUUUUUCCUUGUCUAUAAGCUGCUGAAUAUAUGUGACAGAAAAGUAAAAGCAUUUUUCACAACAAAUGCGAAAAUUUUAAUUUUCUCAGAGCUCUGCUUAAACAAGACCCGGGUGCCAAAGGCGAUAAACUUUUCCGUCUGGACAAUUUGACUGACCGAUGGCCCUUAUGAAAGCUUUUAAGAGUUAAGCGCAGUUUAUUUCUGAAACCAGAUCCUCCAGGUACCUGGUGAUUUUCGAUCUCAGGAUUUAGCCUUCAACUUUAUUUUCAAACGUGGAAAAGGCUGAAUUGAAAUUGUCACUGUUCGCCGUUUGUUGGUCGUGUCAAUGUAGCUCUACAUCUAAAUCUUUCUCAUUUUCUUCGAGCAAAUGAGAAAUGUUUUUUUGUUCCUUUUAUUAAUUAAUUUAUACAGAGUAUUUGUGUACUCAAUGAAAUGUCUUUGCCACAGAAACAUUUCCGCGAAGAAUACUUCUCAGUGAAAUCCACUAAUUAAAAAGUAAAAAACUGUAUUGAAAUUGUUUAAAUUUAUCCAAAUUUUACCUCAUCUAUUAUGCACUUUCGUUACCUUUUGUUUUCUCUUAACUUAUUGCAAUUAUAAUUCUGCACAGGUGUAAAGAAAAUUUUGUUAUGUUCUUGAGGUUCUCAAACUGAGAACAACGCGCUGAAACAGUUCUUCAAGUUAAUUCCUAGGCUUUGCUACACAUGUGAUUUGCAGCUAGUAAUAA
Molecule: messenger RNA, 18704 nt
Organism: Pocillopora meandrina
Lineage: Eukaryota; Metazoa; Cnidaria; Anthozoa; Scleractinia; Pocilloporidae
Source: the annotation of a GenBank genome assembly